This is a messenger RNA of Varroa destructor (honeybee mite), 1207 nucleotides long. RefSeq lists its product as uncharacterized. NCBI's taxonomy places the organism in Eukaryota, Metazoa, Arthropoda, Arachnida, Mesostigmata, Varroidae. The record is from RefSeq and is a predicted model, not a curated record.
CCUAGCUCUUUUGUAGUGUACUGUGGAUUGCAUUGAGAAAACGGCACCAGGCAAAUAGGAACAAAAACAACGACCAUUUAUCGUUCAUAGCUAGUAAGCGAACAGUAAUAGGUAAUAGCAGGCGGUUAUGGGCGAACGCAUGCAAGCACAGGAAAGAGGCAGCCUUGCAAAUGCAAGCUUGCAAGCUUGGCAAAUGUGAUGCCAUUGUUACGCUUGUACAGAUAGUUUCACACCUGUUCAGUGUGUGCAGUAAAAUGAAGACAAUUGUGCAUAUCUCAACAAUGGAUUGUGUUGACUAAAGUGCGCAAUAAUCGAUCACAAAGCGCAGUAGGCGUUUCGGAGCCUCCAGUCGUUUAUUGUCAUCUAUUUUUAGUAACUGAAAGGAGUGCAAGACGUCCAGGAUUCUACAAGGACUUUACUUCCGGACAAGGAAGUGAGAGGAUGGAGAAUCAUUGCAGAAAAAGCCUUCGAGGACCCUGAGCACUCCUUCAAUAAGCCUGCUGUUAGGAUUUCGACCGCCAACGACCGUUGAGCAAGUCAAUUAAACGACCACAACCGAUAAAAAACUGUUCGCAAAUACUCAAUGUGGAAUGAACAAUAUUUAAAAAAGUGGAGACGAAACAGAACGCAUCGACAGCUAUAAGCAAAGCAUAUUAUACCAACUAUAUUAGCAAAAGGUUGACUACGAUGAAAUAGCUCCUUUGGGGAGCAACUGAUGAAUGGAAGCCAGCGAGUAAAAAUGAUUACGGAACUGGGAUUCGAUGGCACCAAAAAGAGCAGAAUGAUACUUACACUAAGCUUCUUGCUUCUCUUCCUUAUCACAAUGGUGCCAGGUGUAAAUGCCACCGAAGGCGAUCCGCCGCUCCGACCCGCAAUCGAAGAGACAGCGGAGAUCUUUCAGACACAAAAUGACAACCAUCAAGAGGGAAACCUUCGCCAGGAAGUUCAGGAAAAUGUAAAAACUUGCACGAGAACUUUUAAAAACUGCGAUCCAUCCAAGACCAAUUGCAUCCUGGAGACGCCCUGCAGGCACGGUUCCUGCAACGAACUAGGUUACUGCGUCUGCGAACCAUGCUGGGACGGCGAGUCCUGCGACGAUUUAUUGGACACGUGGGCCCCGUCUUUCGAAUCGAGGGAGGCGUCGGUUGUGGUCACCAACCCCUGGGACGACCAGCCCAUCUAUACUGCGGUAGCCCCCGACAGGUAG